AUGGACCUGAGCGCGGCCGCCGCGCUGUGCCUCUGGCUGCUGAGCGCUUGCCGCCCCCGCGACGGGCUCGAAGCGGCCGCCGUGCUGCGAGCGGCGGGGGCAGGGCCGACCGGGAGUCCGGGGGGCGGCGGCGGCGGCGGGAGGACCCUCGCCGCGACUGCGGGCGCCUCCGCUGCCCCGGCCGCCGCGGCUCCCGGGCCCCGCGCCGCGCGCCGCGCCGCGGGCUCCGGCUUCAGGAACGGCUCGGUGGUGCCGCACCAGUUCAUGAUGUCGCUUUACCGGAGCCUGGCCGGGAGGGCUCCGGCCGGGGCAGUCGCCGCCUCCACCUCGGGUUCUGGCCGCCACGGCCGCGCGGACACAAUCACCGGCUUCGCAGACCAGGCGACCCAAGACGAAUCGGCAGCCGAGACCGGCCUGAACUUCCUGUUCGACGUGUCCAGCCUUCCCGACGCCGACGAGGUGGUGGGCGCGGAGCUGCGCGUGCUGCGCCGCGAGUCUCCGGAGCGGGGCCCCGGCAGCGCGACUCCCCCGUUGCUGCUGCUGUCCACGUGCCCCAGCGCCGCGCGCGCGCCGCGCUUGCUGCAUUCCCGGGCCGCCGAGCCCCUGGACGCCGCGCGCUGGGAGGUGUUCGACGUGGCGGACGCCUUGCGGCGCCACCGCCGGGAGCCGCGCGCCACCCGCGCGUUCUGCCUCUUGCUGCGCGGAGUGGCGGGUCCCGCGCCGGUCCCGCUGGCACUGCGGCUGCUGGGCUUCGACUCGCGGGGCGGAGGCGGAGCGGCGGCGGAGGAGCGCGCGCUGCUGGUCGUCUCCUCCCGCACGCAGAGGAAGGAGAGCCUGUUCCGAGAGAUCCGCGCCCAGGCCCGCGCGCUCGGGGCCGCACUGGCAGCGGAGCCGCCGCCGGAUCAGGGACCUGGCAUGGGGUUGCCGACGGUGGUCAUCGGCGGCCGCAGGCGGCGGCGGACGGCGUUGGCCGGGACUCGGGCAGCGCAGGGCAGCGGCGGGGGCGAGGGCCGGAGCCACGGGCGCAGGGGCCGGAGCCGCUGUAGCCGCAAGCCCCUGCACGUGGACUUCAAGGAGCUGGGCUGGGACGACUGGAUCAUUGCGCCGCUGGACUACGAAGCGUACCACUGCGAGGGCGUUUGCGACUUCCCGCUGCGCUCGCACCUUGAGCCCACCAACCACGCCAUCAUUCAGACACUGCUCAACUCCAUGGCGCCGGAUGCCGCGCCGGCCUCCUGCUGCGUGCCCGCGCGCCUCAGCCCCAUCAGCAUCCUCUACAUCGACGCCGCCAACAACGUGGUCUACAAGCAAUACGAGGACAUGGUGGUGGAGGCGUGCGGCUGCAGGUAGCAUGCGGGCCAGGCCGGGCCACGGAGGGGGCAGCCGCGCCACCACGGACUCCCCGCUGAGA
Messenger RNA from Balaenoptera ricei (Rice's whale), 1411 nucleotides. It is a transcript of the gene GDF7, whose product is annotated as growth differentiation factor 7. Gene Ontology annotation, molecular function: cytokine activity; growth factor activity. The coding region runs from base 1 to 1350 and encodes 449 amino acids. Gene Ontology annotation, cellular component: extracellular region. NCBI's taxonomy places the organism in Eukaryota, Metazoa, Chordata, Mammalia, Artiodactyla, Balaenopteridae. Gene Ontology annotation, biological process: BMP signaling pathway; SMAD protein signal transduction. The record is from RefSeq and is a predicted model, not a curated record. The transcript has 2 exons.